ACUCUUCUUACUUUGUUUGUCUAUUUCGUGUAUGGCAUGGAUGGUUGGUGUGAACUCGAAGACAUCAAUGAAUACGACCUUAAUUUGUCUGCACAUCACCUGCUAAUAUUAUGGCUCAAACAAAUAGAUCACCAAUCUAUUUGUUUGAACAACUAAAGCUAAACGAUGUAGGCAUGUAACAACCUCUACUGACUAAUGAAAUUACAUGUUUCGAAAAAAAAGUCAAUAUUUUUAACAAGUCUUUUAAUUUUGGUUGUUGCAAACAAGUCCAUUAAAAUUGACUGAUUUUAUAGAUGAAAUGUUUAAAUUUGUGAUUAUGAAAAAAAUGUAUUGUUGUCACAACCAAGGUUUUCAAACCGGUUUAAGUUAUUGAGCCGGUAAAACAAGUGAUUUGAGAUUUAAUGUUCUGAUCGGAGUCCAACCUGUUUGAAUUGUUCUAUACAUUUUCUAAAUAUUAUACAAAUAAAGUAAUAAUUUCAAAUUUUAAUAACUGAAAUAAAUUUUACCUCACAUGUAUCUAUAAAAACCAACAUUCCACUAAAAGAAUAUACAAAAACCCCAUGACCCAUCUAGCAUUCCUCUGAACUCUCUCGGUCUCUCCCCUUCAUCUCUUUCUCUUCUUCUCCCUCUCUCCCCUUUCCCUUCGCUUCCUCCUUUCACUUUUUCUAGCGGUCAGACUAUUGACUAUUUGGAAACUAGGGUAAAAUAUCUUAGGUACCACUUAAGUUUGACAAUUGGGAGAGUUAUACCACUUAAAUUAGAAUAGGGCGUCGGGUAUACUUAUGUCAUAGAAAUGGGCCUUCGUCCAAUUUUUCGUCCAAUUGACUAACAGAUCUAAUAAAAAAAAUGUUUAUUUGACAACUCAACACUUACUGUGAUGCUGAGCCACAUUUUUCUAUCCCCUACUGCAAAAGAAUCCAAAUAAAAAAAGAAAAAGAACAAUCAAAUAAAAAAACAAGUUUUACUGGUUAUGCAUUUCCCUUUCCCAUCACUUUGCCCCGAUACCACACUACUAUGUCGUCGCCUGCAGAAAUUCCCCAAGGAAGAAAUUUAAAAAACCCACUCUGCCCCAAUUCAACUUCUUCUUCAACCAAUUUUAGGGUUCUUUUCUUCCCUGCCCAAAUUCGGAACACAGUGAAUUCCCCCUUCAUCCUGAUCGGGAAGAAAGGAAGAAACCCAGAGACCAAUGAAAGCACAAAGGUUGUGAAACCAAUUAGCAUUACAAACAAACCAGAGCCAACAUUGACUCCAACCCCGAUUGCUAGCGCAUCAUAAUUUCCUCCAUCGUCGAGCUCAAGUUGUGAUUCACAAAUUAACUCCUCGAUUACGAGGAAGAGAAACGGGAGAAAAACAUGCAAUCCAUCCUUUGACCAGAGGCAUCGAAUGAGGAGGCGCGGUGCGGUCGUACGUCACCAGCGCGAUUACGAGAAUCGUAGGGACCGUUAGCUUCUUAAGCGCUUGAGAUGCCUUAACGACGAAGUUGCAUAAUCUCUCGAAUGAGGUCUUUUUUUCAUUCUUGGUCUUUGCAAUCGCGAUGCUCGAGCCUGUUGGGGCAUGCUAGUGUCUUUCGAGGAGUUUAGAUGCUUCGUCGAGAAGGAGCACCUAAUGGUGAGCCCGAAAGCAGGGUUCAUUGAAGGAUUUGUUAGCGGUGGUUCUGAGAGGGAAUGAGAAAGAGUAGUGAAUUUUUGGAGGCAGCAAAAAUUUGCUUCCAUUUGAGUCGGUUCGAUGAAGCAGUUACAGCUUUUGAGGGGAGUUUCGAGAAAGAGUGUGGUGGCGGAAGGAAAUUUGGGAAGGAGUUGCAGCAUCAGACACAAAUAGUGACUCAACAUGUUUGAGACCCACAUUCAACUCUGAUAUGACAAGAAUUUUAUUUUUAUUUCUACCGUUAGUCAUCUGGACGGAUGUCUAUUUCAAGAACAUAAGUGGUAUACGACGUUUUAUUCUAAUUUAAGUGAUAUAUUUGUCCAAAUUCUCAAAUUUAAGUGAUAUUCGAAGUAUUCUAAUUUAAGCGACAUAGUUGUCCCAAUUGUCAAACUUAAAUGAUAUUCCAAGUUGGAAAGUCAGAAACUAUUUUGAAGUCCGAUUCAGAGACCGACCGGUACCACUAUGUUUGGCAACAAGGGGGGUGCAAGUUCGAGGGGGUACAAGUUGAGGGGUAAAUUGUUGGGGGGUGCAACUUGGUGGAGGGUGUAAGUGGAGGGGUAAAUUGUUGUUUGGAUGAAAAAGUAGGGGGUGCAAAUAGAGUAAAAAGUAAGUAAUUAUAUUAUUAUAAAAUAGAUUUAUCAAUUUAUAAAAUAUUAUCACAAAAUAAUAACAUGAACAUUCAAUAUAUAAUAAUAAAAAUAAUAAAUAAAAAUAAUUUUAAUAAAAAUAAUUAUUAUAUAAUAAUGCUCAAAUAUAAUUAUUUAUAACAACAAUAAUAAUCAUUGGUCGAGCAACCUCGAAACUCGAAAUCCAACUCGUAACUGGUCAUCCUAAGGGGGUUCUCGUGCCUAACUUUAAAUUGAAUAUGGUCAAACUUAGUCAAACACGUUCGAAUCUGUAAGUUUUAACUACUUAUUAAAGUAAAUCGAGUUAACUAAACUGUUCCUCUCUAUCUUUUCAACAAAUGCUUCUUAUCUCUAAUUUUCAAUGCAAAUUCGGGUCAACUAAGAGAUAUCGAUUUGACGAGGCGAACAUUGACAAACUUGCUCUCUUAGUCAAACGGUCAACCCCAAACAACUUCUACACUAAUAUAGAUAUAAGAAAAAAUUAAUAAUAUUAAUUAUUAUGUAAUUAUAAUCUAAUUAAAAAUUCAUAAUUCCCCUCCUCCUCCUUCCCCCUCCCUUCCUUCCUUUCCUUGCACCCCAAUUUGGGGGUAAGCCGAAACAGUGAAUUUACGCUCACGUUUUGCACCCCCCUACUGUUACAAAAUAACCAAACGGGGGUAAACACCUUGGAACUUGUGUUUACCCCUCCAAACUUGCACCCCUUUCAUUUGCACCCCUUCCCAAACAUAGUGGUAGAGGUUCAACCUUGAUCAUAACAUUAAAAGGUUAUUUGUAGAAAUGUAUUUUUGUGAAAGAUCUAGUAAAAUGUUAGAGAAGAAUAAAAAAUGAGAUUCAACGAAAAAAAAUGAAUAAAAAAUGAGAGAGUCACAGUUUUCUUCCACCUCUUCCCGAUGCGUGGCGCUUCAAUCCUCUGCUACUGGGAACAAAACAGCUUCCCCUGCACUCCUCUCCUCUUCAUAUCCCGGCGUCAUUCCCCCAUUGGGUUCAACAAUCCUUCACCCCUCUGGCUCAUGCACCGUCUUCCGCUUCCUUAAUGUAAAACCCACCGCUGCAUUCUCCGCCACGAUCUCCGGCCGGCGCCAUCCUCAUUCUAAAUCGAGAUGACGACUUCUCGCCGGAAUUUGAUUGCUUCGCUCCCUCUCCUUCUCCUAUGCCUCUUCGCAUCUCCGUCUCGUGCGAUUGACGAUUUCCACCAGGCGUACGUUGACUCUCGCCAACUACAUGUUAGCUGUUUGAAUUUGUUUUCUUUUUCGAAAAUCUUGGUUCUAUGCAGAAUGUGGAGACAGCAGUUUUUCCUGAAUGCUUACUUCCUUCUCGAUGGCGUUUGUUUGCGGUAUUGUGGGGGCGGGGGAGUUUAUCGACUUUUUGCGCUGAAUAUAGACACAUUGUCGGUGGUUAUUUACGGUUGCCACUUGGAUGUGAAGCUUGAUCUGGUAGACUUUAGGGCAGUUGUUAGUUGUGACUCGUAGAAUUAGUAAUACAGUUCGAAUUUUUUCCAGGUUCUAGCUGUGUUUUUGUACUGCAACUAGCUGCCAGAGCCAUAAUUGUUAAAUUAGCGUGGAAAGAAAUAUGAAGUCGUGGGUUUGGUGCUUGGUGGGUAUUGCUUUUAGUUCGGGUGUGUAUUGGAGCAAUGCGAUGCAGCUGAAGUCGAGCAAUUUUUGUGUUAACUGGACAUGAAGAGACCAAUCUUGAUUGAGAAAGUGAGAUAUGCUCUUCGAUAAGAUAGGUGGCAUUUUUUAGUUUGUCUGUAGCUUUGUUAGUUGGCCAGUUGUUGAGGGUCUUUGAAAUUCCUAUUUAAGUUAGGUGGAUCACUGGAUAAGUCUCUGCAUAUUGUCACUUAGAAAUUUUGUUGCUUCUCCCUGACUCGUGGGGGCGUCAGACUUCUUAGGAACACACAUUGUUAGCCAUUUUCAAGGCAAAAACUGUGAGCCUGAAGCAACAACUACCUCAUUUGUAUGAUAUUAUGCUGGAAAUGUACUUCAAUUCCAUCUCUUUCUCGAAUUUUUCAUUUGUGAUAUUCUCUGUUUGUUGCUUCAAUUCUGUGGUUCAGUUCACAGUAAUUUUGAGCCAUUUUAUAUUUUGGGGAGUAGAGAUGAGAUAUAUGUCAUUUUCACUAGUAGUCCCUUUUCUCACAAGAUAUACUGAAAAGUGAUACUGACUUGAUAAUCUACAGUUCCAUUUGUGAGCUCUUGAUAGGCUGGAGAAACAAAUAAUAUGUGUGAUUUGAUUGUUCUCUUUGCAUAUGCAGGUUUCCCAUAGUUGAACCUGAUCCAGGACAUACAAAACUUCGUCUUUCACGUGAAGGCUUGGAAGCUAUCAGAAGAAUUGAAAACCCAAUUGCUGCUGUUGCUGUAUGGCUUAGAAUUUGCUUCCCUCGUAUCUCACUAAUCUCCAUGUUUUUAUCAUAAGACUUCUGAGUACUGCUACUGAAGAUAUCAUAUAACAGUGUAUCAACAUGGCUCAAUUCUUUGUUCUUUGUAGCUUUUGAACAAUAAUUAUACCUAUUGGCAUGUGAGUAUACAGUUCUUUCAGAAAGGGAACUUCAUGACUUGAUCCUGGGUUCUAGAAUUGUGGAACUAGCAUCUCAGUGCAACUGUGGGAUCUUCUGAGUUUAUUAUUGAAUUCCCCAACAAUUCCAAUGGGCUGUAGCUCAUUACCAUUCCUCUUACCCUUCUAUAAGCCUUCAUGGAAGAAAGAAAUCCUUACAGUUCCAGUUCUAUGGAACGCUAUACGACAAUUUUCAAUUCGUCUUGUUUACAAUAUUGUAAAUAUCAUGCAACAAUUUUGCAUUUUUUUCCUGACUAAUACCUUAAUUGUUGGCUAUUUAGGUUAUUGGUCCAUAUCGCUCUGGAAAAUCAUUUUUGCUUAAUCAGCUUCUUUCCCUUUCUUGUGAUGAAGGUGAGAUUAUCGAAUAUGAUUUUACUCUUAUAUUGGAGUUCUUGUAUUUAAAGUAGGGAAAAGAGAGAUACAUUCAAUUGACAUUACAGUUAUAUUUUACCUUCAGGAUUUGGUGUUGGACAUAUGCGUGAUACCAAAACAAAAGGUACCAUGAGUUAGAAAAAUUGAGACACUUAAAAUGUUCUUCACCUGUUUUAUGUAAUUUGUUUAUAUUUAUUUUUCAUCAGGAAUUUGGGUAUGGGGAACCCCCGUAGAGUUAGACAUCAAUGGAGUAAAAACAUCUGUCUUUUACCUAGAUACUGAAGGUUUUGAAAGUGUUGGCAAGUCAAACGUCUAUGAUGAUAGGUAAAUUGAAUGGCUGCCCAGUUUGCAACUUGUCCAUGGUGAUUUUGAGCUGUGCAUGGCCAACUGACAUUUAUUUUUUCAGGAUAUUUGCUCUUGCAACAGUCUUGAGUUCCGUGCUUAUUUAUAAUCUUCCAGAAACGGUUAGUGCCUUUUUCUGCUGUGUUUAAUAUGAAUAAGAUUGUCGACUGAGUAAAGUCUGGUUUGUUGGCUUUACAAAUAUGUUGUCUUAGGAUCUCGUUGUGUCCUAGAUUAUUUUUCUUCUUUUGGAGGCUAAGCUGUUAAUAAUUGAAGGUUGCUUUCAUUUAGAGUCAUUAAUGAUUGAAGUUUGAUAUUAUAUGGACGAUUUAUGGUCCACUGGAUCAGCACUUGAUGGAAGUUCUUAAGUUUAGAAAAUUCACGGUAUCAUCAGUGUGGUAGAGGUUAGGUCUUUAUCAUGCAAAAUCAGUUAUGCAUAGGCUUUCAUGAGGAUCAAUUGUCACAUAACAUUGAAAUACUGUAUAAUUCUAGGAUCCAAUAACAAGCGUUUUACAAUUAUCGUCAAUUUUCAAAAGUUGGAUGCCUUACUUCCUAAUUAGUGAUUCAUCUUAAACAGUAUAGAUCCCUUUAUAAUCAAACCCCUUGUCCCUGUUCUGAAUUUUCCAAGCCAAGGAAAUGCACAGAAGUUAGCGAUAGCCGCCUCCUCUGAGCUCCCCUCAUUCUCCUUCCCAAACGCAGGGCUAUCCUCUAAUGGAAACCCUUGGGUAUCUUGAAACAGAAAGGGAAGGUUUCGUGUUUAACUCUCAAGUCCUCGAGUUUGGAGUUCUUUUAGAAACAUGGAAAGAGUUUGUUGUAUUACCUGUGCAAGUUGUAACCAUAUAUGCAAGGAACCAAGGGCGCUCGAUCAGGCUGUGUUUCAUCUAGUAUAACAUUUCAGGAGCAAAACUUUAAGUUUUAGGAGAACGAGGAGAAGAGUGCCUCGUAUAGGUAUAGAAAAAGUUGAGUCAAUGAAUUGAAAUGUAAGUCUUUAUUAACAAAUAUAAAGGUGAGUAUGCUGUAUUGGCUAAGAUGUGUAUACUAUUGGGAUCCACCAAAUGAAGCUGCUUGGUAGAAAUGAGUGGCAAAAAUUGGACAGAAAUAAAAAUGUCCUAUUCAU
This is a messenger RNA of Linum trigynum, 6645 nucleotides long. Lineage: Eukaryota; Viridiplantae; Streptophyta; Magnoliopsida; Malpighiales; Linaceae. The record is from the annotation of a GenBank genome assembly.